AUGUUUGCAAUAGGAUUAGGUUAAUUUGUUAUCGGGUGUGGAAUAUGUGCAUUUACUUGCGGAGUAGCUUUACCCAUUGGAAAAGCAUUGAUUACUGAAGGAAAAUUAAAAAAACUUAGCUUUAUAUCUGAAUCAACAGCUUCUGAAAUUCUUCAGUUAAUUAAUUUGUGCUCCAAAUAGUCAUAAGGAACUGUUGAAGGAUUUAAUCAUAGUCUAGUUUAAGCAUCAUUAAAGUUUAUAAAGUUAUAGAUGGCCAAAGCUAAAUCUGAAAAAAAUGUCUAUGAAAUUAAAAAAGAUUUGGUGGAGAUUUGUUAAAGAGAAGGAAAUAAAAAGUAUGAUUAGGUAAAAAACGAUAUUUAAUAAUAUAAUUAAUUUAAGUAAGCUCUUAAUAAUGAAUUACAAAAAUUUUCCAAUAUUAUUUGGAAUUAUUUUAAUCAAGAUUAAGAAGUCUAAAAAAAAAUUAUUUUUCUAGAUCUUUAUUAUGAAUUAUUCUUGCGAUCAACAAUAAGUCUAAAAAAUGGUUACAAAUAAUAUGGUAUAGUCUCAUCUUCAAAAAUAUUUUAGUAUUCACAAUAAAACUGUUCAAAAUGCUUGUAAUUAAUUGUAAAUUUCAAACCCUCACUCUAUGAAUUAGUUUUAUUAAAUAGUUAUGAGACUUAGCAUUACCCAAACAUUGAAUGAUUUAAGACCUUAAAUAUUAUAUACAGAACCAUUAGAAAUUGUAUUUUAAUAGGAAUAUUUGAAUAAGUUUCUCUCACUAUAAUAGUAGUCCAAAAUUAUGAAAAACGACUUAGAAAUUCAACAGAAGGAGCUUAAAUAUUAAUAAGAUUUGAUUACUCGCCGAAUCUAAAAGUCAAGUAGUGAAAUUAUGAGGAUUAAUUAGGUAUUAUAAUAAUGAAAUCAUUAGGCGAUCGACUAGUUUAAUUUUAAUUGGGAAUUAAUAGAACAAGUAUUGAAGGAUAUUAAAGAAAUAUAGAAUUUUUAAAAUUAGUAAUUUGUGAAGGAACUUAUUGGCAACAUGAAAAAUAAAGGGAUGAUCUAUGAUGAUGGGAUUUCAUUCUCUCCAAAAUUUUAACAAGAAUUUAAGAAUUUCUUAAUGAAAUAAAAUUUUAACAAGAGGAUGAAAGAUAUUACCCAAUAAGCUAUGGAAAGCAGCUUAAAUUUAAUUUCUAAAAUAAAUUAAACAUCAAAUAAAACACUGAAAAAUAAAUUGUUAGAAGCAAUAGAAGUUGAAAUGAUUGAUUAGGUAAAAAAAUAAAUUUUCGACUUAAGAAUGUAAAAUGCAGAUAAAAAGAUCAUAAGUAAAUUCAAUUGA
This is a messenger RNA of Paramecium pentaurelia, 1315 nucleotides long. The record is from the annotation of a GenBank genome assembly. NCBI's taxonomy places the organism in Eukaryota, Ciliophora, Oligohymenophorea, Peniculida, Parameciidae.